Messenger RNA from Aspergillus steynii IBT 23096, 414 nucleotides. RefSeq lists its product as uncharacterized. The coding region runs from base 1 to 414 and encodes 137 amino acids. NCBI's taxonomy places the organism in Eukaryota, Fungi, Ascomycota, Eurotiomycetes, Eurotiales, Aspergillaceae. The record is from RefSeq and is a predicted model, not a curated record. The transcript has 2 exons.
AUGUACAGCAGUCUGGCACUAUCUAUUUUCGCCAUAGCAACCGCUUCGCAGCAGAUCGUCGCCCUGCAAAGACUGGACUGCUACGAACACGGUCUAGAACUGAUUCGAAAUCUCCUAUCAAUCAAUAAUCAUCGCACCGACGAUAAAACUGAUAUGAAACCGAUCAAGAUAGCAUUUGUCGCCAGCUACCACUGGCAGAUGCCUGUUAUGCUCCAAGGCCACAGUCUUUACCUCUUCCUUUUGGCGAUGGGGCUGUUCGCUUAUCAUGAAUAUGGGAUUGACUGUGGCAUUGGGUUGACUCCGCAAUUGCAGAUCACGGUCAUACGGCUACAUCAUCAUUGGCCUCUCGUCGGGCGGAUCAUAUGUUAUCAUGAUAUAGCCUGUCGCCCUAAGGACGCCUUGAGGAACGGAUGA